CAUCCGAUAUCCAUCAAGAAGGAUAUUGUGUUAUGCGAGGCCAGUGUGGCUCAAAACAACCUUUCGGUAAACAAUUAAAUUGCCCCUACAAUAAACCGGCUGAAGAGCCGGAUGAAGAUUUGAGGUUAAAACUUGUUGAAAUUUGUGGAUCACAAUUUGAAAACUCCUUAGUAUGUUGUGAUGCGGAUCAAUUGGAUGAUCUUAGGGAAAGUACAAAACAAGCAGAGACAUUGGUUAGUGCUUGUCCCGCGUGUUGGAAGAACUUUCUCGGGUUUUUCUGCACUUUUACAUGUUCUCCAAAUCAAUCUACUUUUGUUAAUGUUACUUCAAUUGGUAAUUCCGUAACAAACGAUGAAAUCGUUUCAAGUGUUGAUUUCUUUGUGGGUGAAAAUUAUGGAAAAGGUUUUUAUGAUUCCUGCAAAGACAUCAAAUUUGCUGCAACAAAUGGUUAUGUUAUGGAUUUCAUUGGUGGUGGUGCAACUAAUUAUCAUGAUAUGUUGAUUUACUUGGGUAUGGAGCGUCCAAUGAUCGGCUCACCUUUUCAGAUUAAUUUUCCACUCACUGAUCCAUUAAAGGUGAUGACCCCUUUUGAUGAACCGGCGAUACGAUGUAAUGAUACAGAUGUCAAUUAUCGUUGUUCUUGCAUGGAUUGUCAAUAUGUUUGUCCUAUUUUGGAUCCAACACCCGAAGAAAAUCCUCCAUGUCGUGUCGGUUCUAUUAACUGUUGGUCAUUUAGUUUAUACUUAUGUUAUAUAAUUUUAAUAUUGGGCGUUUUUGCUGUAUGUUGUGUUAUUGAUCCAAAUUAUGAUGCUAUUUGGUAUGAACGUGUUCCUUUAUCUAGCAUCGAGGCUAGAGUACCUGAUACACCACCUUCAUCCAAACGUUAUUGGCUGAACCAAUUACUACAAGAAUAUUUCUAUCAACAAGGUUUCAUUUGUGCAAGGCACCCUUGGUAUACCAUUAUUUUGGCUGGAAUUUUCGUAUUGUUAGCCUCAUCAGGCUGGGCCUGUUUUUCGGUGGAAACUGAUCCUGUACGACUUUGGGUCGCUCCAAAUUCGGAUUCUGCUCUUCAUAAAGAAUAUUUUGAUCAAAAAUUUGGUCCUUUUUAUCGAACUCAACAAAUUUUCAUUACGAAUAAAAAUGAAUCACAAAGUAUCGUAACCUAUGAAAAUCUUAGAAAAUUAUUCAUAAUAGAGAAACAAAUUCGUGAGUUUAAAUCAACCCCUCAUAAUUAUACUCUACAGGAUUUAUGUUUUCAUCCUAAUGGUGAUACGUGUAUUGUUCAAUCGGUAACGGGCUAUUGGCAAUCUAACAUUGACAAUUUCAAAGAAGAAACUUGGGAAGAUGAUUUUGGCACUUGCACAUCUGCUCCUUCAUUUUGUUUACCUGAUUUUCAACAACCAUUAAAACCCGAUAUGAUUCUUGGAGGUUUCGAAAAUUCUAAUUAUAAACAAGCAAAAGCUUUGGUGUUAACCUUUGUUUUGAAUAAUUAUUUGGAAAAAGAUAAAGUAAAAAUGGCUGAAGAAUGGGAAGAAAAAUUGAGAAAAUAUUUGCACAAAGUCAUUGAAG
Racocetra persica is the source of this 1569-nucleotide messenger RNA. The record is from the annotation of a GenBank genome assembly. Lineage: Eukaryota; Fungi; Glomeromycota; Glomeromycetes; Diversisporales; Gigasporaceae.